Cylas formicarius (sweet potato weevil) is the source of this 1739-nucleotide messenger RNA. RefSeq names its product mitochondrial coenzyme A transporter SLC25A42 (gene DPCoAC). Bases 404 to 1333 code for a protein of 309 amino acids. Lineage: Eukaryota; Metazoa; Arthropoda; Insecta; Coleoptera; Brentidae. Gene Ontology annotation, biological process: transmembrane transport. The transcript has 7 exons. The record is from RefSeq and is a predicted model, not a curated record.
CUCACGAAUGUUUUCAUUUUUUGUUGAAAUAUGAUUUAAUUUUUUCGAAAGACUGAAGGUCAAUUACUACUUUAUCGUGUUACAAUAAGUCCCGCGUAUUAUGCUGUUUAUUGAUAGAAGUAGCGCCGUUUUUCAUCGCUCGAAUAAGCGGGGUUACAUAAUUUUUCUGUGACUGCAUUGUAAAUCCUGAAUCGAUCUACUUGCGUAACGGAAACGUUUUUAAAAAUAGUUGCAAAUAAGUUUCAAUAGCCUCCAUGUCCAGGACGUUAAAUUUAGAAUGCAACUUCAGAAAGUUUUGCGUGUGGCGCCUAUGAGAUUUGAAUGUGCCGUGGGACUGUGGUUGUUUUAAAUUAAAUGGGACAAAAUAUUCCACAUAAUAUAUUCUCUUGUCAGCCGCGUAAAAAUGGUGAAAGCCAGAAAAAAUAAAGACCCUCAUUUGGAACGUUUAUCGAAUACAGAAAUUGUAAUCACUGCCCUCACAUCCGGCGCAAUAGCAGGGGGUAUAGCGAAAACUACUAUUGCACCAUUGGACAGAACAAAAAUAAAUUUCCAGAUAAGUCAUAGGACAUACUCGACUAGAAAAGCUUUUAAAUUUCUAUUAGAAACUUUGAGGAAGGAAGGUUUUUUUGCAUUAUGGAGGGGAAACAGUGCCACAAUGGCGCGUAUAGUGCCCUAUGCAGCUAUUCAAUUCACUGCGCACGAACAGUGGAAAAGGAUAUUAAAAGUGGACCAGAACGGCAGUCCGCAAAAACUCUUUUUGGCUGGUUGCCUAACUGGAGUGACCGCGCAAUCUCUUACUUACCCUUUAGAUAUGGCACGCGCGCGGAUGGCUGUGACUCAUAAAAGCGAAUAUGCCACUCUAAGGCGGGUGUUCCAAAAAAUAUACUCUUUUGAAGGAUUCCGGGGAUAUUAUCGUGGAUUUAUACCUACUAUAGUCGGGGUGAUUCCUUAUGCAGGAGUUUCUUUUUUUACUUAUGACUCACUGAAAAGAUUUUAUAGAGAGCAUGUGGACAGUAGCAGCUUUACAAUAAAUCCCAUAGCCUCAUUGGGGUUUGGGGCCGUCGCCGGCAUGCUCGGUCAAACAAGCAGUUAUCCCUUUGAUAUUGUUAGAAGAAGGAUACAGACGGGAACAGUGGAAAAGUAUCCGAAUAUGAUAAAGACAAUACAAUAUGUUUAUAAUACUGAAGGUAUCAUUAAAGGUUUCUACAAGGGAUUGUCUAUGAAUUGGAUAAAGGGACCUAUUGCAGUGGGAAUCAGUUACGCAGCCAACGAUAAUAUUAGAGACAGUUUGCGGGCGUUUUUGGUGAAGUACAGAACCCAUACGCUGAUGUAAUUAACAUGUUAAAUGCGCUAUGCACAAUAUGUACCGAGUGUUCAUUUUUGAUCUUUACUUAUAAAUACAGAAAAUUAAACAUAUGAUUUUUAAUGUAUUAACAGAAGUAACAAAAGUUGCUGUAUCAACAGCUAUAUUUUUUUCUUUUUAUAUAUAUAAAAUAGGUUAUAUUUUCUGUGGAUCUAUAUAGAUUUUCUAAUUAUAUUCUUUGAGCAGAGUGAUAUGAUUGUUAUUAUAGAAAAUAGUUGUGAUUAUGAACAUAAUAAACGAACCUAGGAUAUUAGUAAGCCUGAAUGGAUGGAAGGAAAACGUGUUACUGAAAGAUAUAUUUAUUAUUUUAUAUGUUGUACUUUGUAUAGAUAAAUUUCCACUGUGUUUUAAGCAUUUACCAGAUGUGCUGUGCGAU